AUGGUUUGUGUUCCUUGUUUCGUCAUUCCUGUUUUACUGUUUUUGUGGCAUAAAUUCAUUCAACCAUACGUCCUUCGCUUCUGGAACCCAUGGGCUGUUAAGGAUGCUGAUGGAAACGUUAAGACUGAAUUUCCAUUUAAAUGCGAAGGUGGUGUUUGCGCCUACCAAAGAAAAACCAACAAAACUGCUGAUAGUGCAGACCAAGAACCAGCAACCGGACCUAGUGAUAAACUACCAGAUAAAAGAUUAAAAUCAGAAUAA
Molecule: messenger RNA, 261 nt
Organism: Leptosia nina
Lineage: Eukaryota; Metazoa; Arthropoda; Insecta; Lepidoptera; Pieridae
Source: the annotation of a GenBank genome assembly